UGUGUGUGUGAAAGAGAGAGAGAGGGAGUGAGUGUGUGUGUCUGUGUGUGUGUUUGUGUGCAUACCAGGUAAACGUCACAGCUUGCAAAGAAAGCCUCUGCGCUGCGAGCGCGCGCCACACUUCCUCAAUCGACGGAAUCACAGAGAGAAAAAAAAACACUAGAGGAAGAAAAAGAGCAACUUUCGUCGAGAACAACCGCCUGGUUUCCAGUACAAGGCGAUCCUGGUACUUGUCACCAUGGCUCCUUUCUUGAGGAUUGCCUUUAACUCGUACGACCUGGGUAUCCUGCCUCCUCUGACUGACCCACCCUUCUGUGCUAUCAAGAUGAAGGAAGCCUUGACAACUGAAAGAGGGAAGACCCUGGUUCAGCGUAAACCCACCAUGUACCCAGCCUGGAAGUCCACUUUUGAUGCACACAUCUAUGAAGGUCGUGUGCUCGAGGUACUGCUGAUGAAGACAGCGGAGGAGCCACUGGCUGAAGUGUCUGUCGGUGUGUCUGUCCUUGCUGAGCGCUGCAAGAAAGCCAACGGGCGUGCUGAAUUCUGGGUGGAUCUCCAUCCUUCAGGAAAAGUAAUGAUGGCAGUGCAGUAUUUUCUGGAGGAUGCAGAUGCAGAGAGCAAGCAGCCUGUGAAGGAGGAAGAAGCUCCUACUCUAAACCGUAGACGCGGGGCCAUAAAGCAGGCCAAGAUACACUUCAUCAAGAACCAUGAGUUCAUUGCAACUUUCUUCAGACAGCCCACUUUCUGCUCUGUGUGCAGAGAAUUUGUCUGGGGACUCAACAAGCAAGGCUAUAAAUGCAGACAAUGUAAUGCAGCCAUCCACAAGAAAUGUAUAGACAAAAUCAUCGGCAGAUGUACUGGUACUGCUGCCAACAGUCGGGAUACUGUGUUCCAGAAGGAGCGAUUUAAAAUCGACAUGCCGCAUCGUUUCAAGAUCAACAACUACAUGAGUCCCACCUUCUGUGACCACUGUGGAAGCCUUCUGUGGGGUCUGGUCAAGCAAGGCCUGAAGUGUGAAGACUGCGCCAUGAAUGUCCAUCACAAGUGUCAGGACAAAGUAGCCAACCUUUGUGGUAUCAAUCAGAAACUACUAGCCGAAGCCCUCACACAAGUCAGUCAGAAAUCAUCCACUCGCCGUUCAGAUCCAAAUCUGCCAAAUCUCCCGGAUAUUGGAAUCUAUGACGAAGUGAAUAAACUUGCUGGACUUGAGAUCAAUGAUGGGUCGACAUACGGCAAACUUUGGGAAGGUUCCAUCCCACGGGCACCGUCUCGUCUUACCCACUUAACCAAGAUCAACAUGGACAACUUCAUCUUCCACAAAGUCUUAGGAAAAGGCAGUUUUGGCAAGGUCCUGCUGGCAGAGCUGAAAGGGCGUGGAGAGUAUUUUGCUGUGAAGGCUCUGAAGAAAGAUGUAGUGCUUAUGGAUGAUGAUGUGGAGUGCACAAUGGUAGAGAAAAGAGUCUUGGCUUUAGCCUGGGAAAACCCCUUCCUCACACACCUUUACUCCACCUUUCAGACCAAGGAGCAUCUGUUCUUUGUGAUGGAGUAUCUGAAUGGAGGUGAUUUGAUGUUUCACAUUCAGGAAAAAGGGCGCUUUGAGCUCUACAGAGCCACGUUCUACUCUGCCGAGAUCAUUUGUGGUCUUCAGUUUUUACAUUCCAAAGGCAUCGUCUACAGGGAUCUUAAGUUAGACAAUGUGAUGCUGGACUGCGACGGGCAUAUAAAGAUUGCUGACUUUGGCAUGUGCAAGGAGAAUGUAUUUGGCGACAAUCGCGCCACAACUUUCUGCGGCACUCCUGAUUACAUCGCUCCAGAGAUCCUGCUGGGACAGAAAUACUCAUUCUCAGUUGACUGGUGGUCAUUUGGGGUGUUGCUGUAUGAGAUGCUGAUUGGUCAGUCACCUUUUCAUGGAGAUGAUGAGGAUGAGCUAUUUGAGUCCAUUCGCAUGGAUACUCCCCAUUAUCCCCGAUGGAUCAGCAAGGAGUCGAAAGACCUGCUCGAGCGGUUGUUUGAGAGAGACCCAACUCGCAGGAUAGGAAUUGUGGGUAAUAUCCGGUUACACCCCUUUUUCAAGAGCAUUAACUGGCAGGCGUUGGAGAUGAGAGAGGUUGAGCCCCCCUUCAAACCCAAAGUGAAAGCGCCGAAUGACUGCAGCAACUUUGACCGGGAGUUCCUCAGCGAGAAGGCUCGUCUUUCCUACAGUGAUAAGAACUUCAUAGAUUCCAUGGACCAGUCGGCAUUUGCUGGGUUUUCGUUCAUGAACCCCAAGAUGGAGCAUCUUUUAGAAAAAUGAUGUCAUUCAUGUCAGACUCAUGUUACUCUCCUCAUGUUUAUGGAACAGUUCGCCUGCUUGCAGAUGAGCAAGCUGUUUCACAAUCAGUAUUUGUUUCACCUUAUUUUAAGCACAAACUAUUCUUGGGUACGAUCAAACAACAAACGGGCCCAUGUACUGUAUAUAUAUAUAUGUGGAUGUUUCAUUUAUGUGCAUGCUUAUUAUUUGUAUAGGUUAUGAAGACCUGUGUGAGUAAUAAUAUACUGUGGGAGUGGGAGUCUGAAAAAUCCUUACAUUCCACUUGACGUCAUUGCUACCAUCUGCUGCCAUCAUGUUUCCCUUUCAUGUUGAAAAUCAACUCCACUGGGGAUAGAAAAUAUGAAAUGGAGGAAAAAGGCUACAGGAACUAAUUUUACUUCAUGCUUCAGAUAUAGGUCGUAUUUGUGAAUGAAGUGACUGCAUGUUUAGAGAUUUGAGACCAAGAAAAACCCAUCCAUCUUAGCAUUGUGGCUUAAAUAUGAAUGUUAUAAUUUCAAACAUCCGACUUCUUGCCUUUGACUAAGAAGAACUUGUGGUUGUAAAGUUGACUGAACAGUGCCAUGUAAUGAUCAAACAGCUACAGCUGUUUUCAGCUGUACAGAAAAGUCCUGUUUUGUGGAAGGAGGUGCAAUGAGUGCAGCCAUGGGUACAAAAAGAGUAGUUAAAUGACUAAUUGGUGAGCCACUUAAACGCUGUAUAUAAUAUUUAUGUAUAUUGUUGUUAACAUGUAUAUUGGUUUGCAAAGGAUGUAUUUUUUUUUUACUGUCUCCAUAUUUCCCAUAUGAUUAAAAAAAACAUCAA
Molecule: messenger RNA, 3112 nt
Organism: Pelmatolapia mariae (spotted tilapia)
Lineage: Eukaryota; Metazoa; Chordata; Actinopteri; Cichliformes; Cichlidae
Gene: prkcda
Product: protein kinase C, delta a
Exons: 18
Coding region: 239-2293 (684 amino acids)
Biological process (GO): peptidyl-serine phosphorylation; intracellular signal transduction
Molecular function (GO): diacylglycerol-dependent serine/threonine kinase activity; ATP binding
Source: RefSeq, a predicted model, not a curated record